AUGAGAUUAUUGAUUAGUUGCGUGGAUAACGGAUCCAUAAAGGAAAUUUUGUGUAACGUUGGGACUGACACUUCCUUACAAACAGCUCUACAACCAUUUCAUGUGGCACCUCAUCUAGCUGAAGGACUAAAAAAUCACAUUAACAAGUUAUGGAUGAUAUCUGAGAAUGAAGUCAUCUUGGCAAGGAACUCAGGCGUUGUCGAGCUUGUGAAAAUUUCAAAACAUGCCAGGGGAGAUGAAGCUCUACAGACCGAUACACAAGGAGAAAUUAAAGAUGAGAAGGAUCUUUCCAAUGUUCUUCCCAAAUUUGAUAUAUCCAAGUUUGAAAUUGUCAGCUCAGUAUCAAAUCUUUUGAAUGAUGCUAAGCUCGAAUUACUUUCAAAAAAAUCUGUCAAGAGAACCAAACUGGUAGAUGAAUUUGUCACAUUAUGCCCUACAAAGAAGGAUCCGCUGAAUAGCACUUUCGUAGCUGCUACUAAGUCUGGGUUGCUCCAUGUUAUAGAGAAAGGAAGAGACGGGAAGCUAAAGAAGCUGACAUCUCUUGAAGUCAAAGCGCCACUAGAAUUUCUUCAGCUAUACGAUCUAGAGGACGCCCAUGACAAUAGAAUUUUAUUUGCAUAUGGUGGAGAAGAAAACCUAGUAAAAUUAGUCGAAAUGAAGUCGGACUUCAAAUCUAUGAAGCAAAUAUGGGAAGCUAAGAAUGUCAAGAACGACAGAUUGGAUAUGAGAGUCCCGGUGUGGCCAAUGGCUUUAAAAUUUCUGGAACCUUCUCCAGGUGUAACUGAUAAAGAUAAACUGAACUACCAAUUUUCCACUAUAACACGUUGGUCCCAUCUCAUUAAGUACAGCACACAGCAUGGAAGAAAGCCGUUUGCUCAGAUAGAUCUAUUACCAAAUCGUGAACCAUUAUCCCAAAUGGAAAUAUUUGAUACAGAUGGAAAAAGCAUUACAUCUCCCCUGGGAAAUUUACAAUCUAAAACUUUUGAUGACUUGAAUGUAAUUACUGCUGACUACAAAAGAAAUGUAUUUAAGUUUGACGGCAAUGGAAAGAUGUUGGGUAAGAUAGGCAGAGGUGAUAUUACUGGUACAUCAACUUAUAAUCAUGUUCACAAUGGCAAAUAUCUCUUGCAAGGAGGUCUAGACAGGUAUGUCCGUGUCUUCGAUAUAAAAACCAACAAAAUGUUGGUCAAGGCCUACGUUUCGUCGCGCAUAAAUUGUAUCAUCAUGUUGGAUGAUGUUGAUAUUGAAAUGCCAUUAAGUCCAAGCGCUAAAGCCGCCAAAGAGAAGCAAAAGAGAAAGAUUGCAGAAGUUGAAGACGACGCAGACGAUCUUUGGAACAAAUUAAAAGAGAAGGCAGGCACAUCUAAAGAUAACAAGAAAAGCAAAAAUUAA
This is a messenger RNA of Saccharomyces kudriavzevii IFO 1802, 1392 nucleotides long. It is a transcript of the gene NSA1, whose product is annotated as ribosome biosynthesis protein NSA1. Gene Ontology annotation, cellular component: nucleolus; preribosome, large subunit precursor. Gene Ontology annotation, biological process: ribosomal large subunit biogenesis. The record is from RefSeq and is a predicted model, not a curated record. Bases 1 to 1392 code for a protein of 463 amino acids. Lineage: Eukaryota; Fungi; Ascomycota; Saccharomycetes; Saccharomycetales; Saccharomycetaceae. The transcript has a single exon. Gene Ontology annotation, molecular function: protein binding.